Asparagus officinalis (garden asparagus) is the source of this 339-nucleotide messenger RNA. RefSeq lists its product as uncharacterized. The record is from RefSeq and is a predicted model, not a curated record. Lineage: Eukaryota; Viridiplantae; Streptophyta; Magnoliopsida; Asparagales; Asparagaceae.
AUGAAGCAACAAAACUGCUGCUCAUCAUCAUCUCCUCCCCUCUCCUUCCCCUCCCUCUCCUCCCUCUUCGCCUUCCUAAAAUCCCACAUCCCCUCCGACUCCCUCUCCUCAUGGGGCCUUAUGAGCAUGAACUUCCCUUUGUCCGAGAAGAUGACAUCGGGGGAGCCCGUCGAGGAUGCGGCGGCUCACGCGGUCAGGGAGGAGCUGGGAGAAAAUGUUAGGGUCAGGGUCCUGAUGGAAACGUACUGGGUGAAGGUCGACGAGGAGGAGUCUGUUUCGUACCCGGGGUUACCAGUGAGGUAUUUGCAAAGAGAAAGAAAGAGAGAAAGGGUAUUAUGA